AUGUGUGUGUAUCUGUGGCAGCUCGAGAGACCAGCGCGGCAGGUUGUUUGCGACGGAGAUACAGAGCUGCAAGCAGCGACACUUUGAGAACAGGGAAGCAGAGUCGCCGGAAGCAGCAGCAGCAGACGCGAGGUGGCCGCAGACAGCAAAAAUCACCGGCAGCACGAGCGACAGACACCGAGGCGGCCAGCGGGGAGGAGAGACGGAGGAGGUGGAUGAGGAGGAGGAGGAGGAAGUACCUGCACCCAGACUCGUUUUGCCCCGCCGCCUCCGUCACGUCUCCCUCCCUGUCGUCGCUCUCCUCACCCCUCGUACCUCUCGGACCGCUUCCUCGUUAAAAUGGCUGACCCCAACAGCGACGGUGAGGUGCCGGAGAGCGCGCGCGGUUUCGCCCGCCAGGGAGCCCUCCGCCAGAAGAACGUGCACGAGGUGAAGAACCACAAGUUCAUCGCGCGCUUCUUCAAGCAGCCGACCUUCUGCAGCCACUGCACGGACUUCAUCUGGGGCUUUGGGAAGCAGGGAUUCCAGUGCCAAGUGUGCUGUUUUGUGGUCCAUAAGCGCUGUCAUGAGUUUGUCACUUUUUCCUGUCCAGGGGCCGACAAGGGACCUGCGUCUGACGAUCCUCGCAGUAAACACAAGUUUCGGGUCCACACCUAUUCCAGCCCCACCUUCUGUGACCACUGUGGUUCCCUCCUGUAUGGGCUGAUACACCAGGGCAUGAAAUGCGACCACUGCAUGAUGAACAUCCACAAGCGAUGUGUGGCCAACGUCCCGAGCCUGUGUGGAACGGAUCACACGGAGAGGAGAGGACGCAUCCACAUCUCCGCCCACAUCACUGACGACGUUCUUGCCGUCACUAUCAAAGAGGCAAAGAACCUGGUGCCCAUGGACCCAAACGGCCUAUCAGACCCCUACGUUAAGCUCAAGCUGAUUCCCGACCCCAAGAGUGAGAGCAAGCAGAAGACGAAGACCAUGAAAUGUUGCCUAAACCCCACCUGGAAUGAAUCCUUCACUUUUAAGCUCAAAGAAAGUGACAAGGACCGGCGUCUGUCAGUGGAGGUAUGGGACUGGGAUUUGACCAGCCGGAAUGACUUUAUGGGAUCACUCUCCUUUGGCAUCUCAGAGCUACAGAAACAAGGAGUAGAUGGAUGGUUUAAACUGCUGUCCCAGGAGGAAGGAGAAUACUUCAGUGUUCCUGUCCAACCAGAUGGAGAAGAGGGGAGCGAGUCGAUACGACGGCAGAUUGAUAGGGCAAAAAUAGGUCCAGGGAAGCCGUCAGACUCGUCCUCGUCCUCGGUUUGUAAGUACGACAGCAACGGCAAUCAGGACCGUGUCAAACUCGCAGACUUCAACUUUAUCAUGGUUCUGGGCAAAGGCAGCUUUGGAAAGGUGAUGCUGGCAGAGAGGAAAGGUACGGAUGAGUUGUAUGCUGUCAAAAUCCUAAAGAAGGAUGUGGUGAUCCAAGACGAUGACGUAGAGUGCACCAUGGUGGAGAAAAGAGUUCUGGCUCUGUCUGGCAAACCUCCAUUCCUCACUCAGCUGCACUCAUGUUUCCAAACCAUGGACCGGUUGUAUUUUGUCAUGGAAUAUAUCAACGGAGGAGACCUCAUGUAUCAAAUCCAACAGGUUGGCAAGUUCAAGGAGCCUCAUGCUGUGUUCUAUGCAGCAGAAAUUGCCAUUGGCCUCUUCUUCCUUCACUCCAAGGGCAUUGUGUAUCGAGACCUGAAGCUGGACAAUGUGAUGUUGGACUCUGAAGGCCACAUAAAGAUUGCAGACUUUGGCAUGUGCAAAGAAAACAUGUUUGAUGGCAUUACAACAAAGACGUUUUGUGGGACACCAGACUACAUUGCCCCAGAGAUCAUUGCUUAUCAACCUUAUGGGAAGUCUGUGGACUGGUGGGCCUUUGGAGUACUGCUUUAUGAAAUGCUUGCCGGACAGCCUCCAUUUGAUGGUGAAGAUGAAGAUGAGUUGUUCCAGUCAAUCAUGGAGCAUCAUGUCUCUUACCCUAAAUCCAUGUCCAAAGAAGCUGUUGCUAUCUGCAAAGGGCUGAUGACCAAACACCCAGGGAAGCGUCUUGGCUGUGGCCCAGAGGGAGAAAGGGACAUCAAGGAGCACGCCUUCUUCCGCUAUAUUGACUGGGAAAAGCUGGAGAAUAAGGAGGUCCAGCCUCCUUUCAAACCAAAAGCGAAAUCUCGAAGCGAUGUUGGCAACUUUGACAAGGAGUUCACCAAGAUGGCGGUGGAGCUGACACCGACAGACAAACUCUUCAUCAUGAACCUGGAUCAGAAUGAGUUCCAAGGCUUCUCCUACACCAACCCUGAAUUUGUUAUACAAGUCUGAGGACAUCCCGGUGGUUAGAUGAGACACAGAAAAAAUAACCCAAACAGCUCAGCUGUAGUACUGUGCAAAAGUUUUAAACAAUUCCAUAUGAUUUACACUAUUUCUGCCAAAUUGCCUUGGAAUCUUUUAACCUCAGUAAAAGCUCUCCCCUCUUUCUGAAGGGCUCUGAAAGCUUUUCUUUGGACAUUAACAGCUUUUUUUGCUCCUUUUAUCGGAGCAUGACAGCAUCUUCUUGAGAAGAUUACUUCAUAAAAUAAAAUGUUGGCCAAGUUAGUCAAAUGUCUUCGAUUCACUGCAUUUUAUAUAGCAAAUACUGGUCAUUAGUAUACUGGUCAACAUCUAAUGACCAAAGGUUCAUUAGAUGUUAGAAAAAGAUUUGGGCUAUUGUUUGACAAUAGGUCAAACAAAAGCUUAAACAUAAAUGUCUCCCUGCUUUCCAUGUGGAGCUUUGGUUUAGGGGAUGCAGUUCAUCUCUUAAUUGUUGUUCAGCUUCUAAAACAGAAGAAACAAAGACAAUUUUGUAGUAGCGACAGCAGCGUGUGUCAUGAUCUAAGUCACAAAAGCCUUUCAACUGAUUUGUUCAUUCAAAUUUGCAACCCUCAUAUUUGCUAGAGUUAGCAGGAGGUUUUCUGCAAAGUUUCUUUAUGGUUGUCUGUGCUGAGAAAUGCUGUUUUUAUCUGGCAAAGCAAAUGGGUAGAAGAUCUUAUCCUCCCCAAAAUAUCAUGCUUUAAUAAAGGAAAACAUGCUGCUCGCUAGUUGUAAGCACUGACUCCUGCUGUACAUGCUGACAUGUAUGCAGCUUUUUCACUUGUUAAAAUGUAUAUUAACAACUUCAUUUGACUAAUUUGCUUAGAUUUAUAAGGUCAACCAGUUGCUUCUUGUAGCCCCACAAAAAAAUCUUUCACCAUGUUUUAGUGCAGUCACUCCUUUAGUUUCUAAGUAUUUUUAUGCAUAAAUGAUGACUAUAAUGACAAAGAAAAUUUCUGCACAAUGGAGUAAAAAUGAGGGGAAUGAGAUGCCAAAGUCCAAAGAAAACUACAACACAUCUCCAAAUAAUAAACAGAACCGUUUCUCAAGACCAUAUUACAUAUUACAUAGUUUCCUGAAAAACAAAUUAUAAAGAAAUUAUGGAUGAUUCAAGUCUUUUGCACAGUACUGCAUACUUCCCUCCUAAUCCACUAACCUCAUUUCAAGCCAGGAAGACAAAUUGACACCAUAUCAUUUUAACACUUACAUUUUUACUGGGAGUGGGUUCAUUCAUAGUGAGAAUUUUCUUCAAACAUUGUGCAACAGAAGAAUCCACCAAAUGACCUUCUACCACAGUGGUGACAUUCACAUCUCCAGGAAACAGCAGCAGUAGAUAACAUUCACAGGACUUCACCACAAACGGCUCAAGAUUUACUGCCAACAUGUACCUUUGCGCUAUGUUGAUAAUGAAGAGUGUGUUUGUUUACUUGAUUUCCUUCUCCUAUGCUGGCAAGAGUGACGUCAUAAACAUUUUAUAAUCAAUAAGUCAAACAUGGCAGCAUGUCUGAACUGACAGCAAUUCAGAGGGGUGCAAGAUUCAGAUCUAGGAUUUAUAACCUCGUGUCUAAGCUGGUCCUGUACUUAGUCUUAAGCAUGUCUUGUCUUCCAAGUUGAUGCAAAAAAAAAAAAAACUAUUAUCUUUCUCACAUAUCCUCAUGACUUUGUUUGCAUUGCAGUGGGUUGGUGCUGUGUAGGUCUUUACAGUUCUUGUGGUGGAGCUCCUCUAUGCAUGCAUGUUGGUACUGUAGUUAAAGAUUUUUACACUGAACAAAAAUAUUAACACCCCAUGUCAAAUAUAAGAGUUUUAUGAACAUUUGGGUUACGCGAUAUACAGAGAAACUCAAAAUAUAUUUUCAGUAAUUACUGAUCUUCAUAUCGGCAUCGUGGUAUGGCCACUUGUAGCGGAUUGACAGUCCUUUGAACAUGAUAGGGGUCAGGUUGAGUAAUUAAAUUUUGACCAUGUUGGCUUCCCGUAUGCGGCUACAGACAGUCUGAGGUGUCUGUUGUGCAGCCCAAUAGUUUCAUCAGCUGUGUGUGUCGCUGGUCUUAGCCGAUCCUGCAAAUGGACGAACCAGAUGUGGCGAUCUUUGCUGGAGUGGUCACACAUGGCAGACGAGGAUGAGGUCGAUUUGCAGUAGUGCCAGUCUGUUGGAAACCAACUCUAAAACAGCCUGUGGUCCAAUAAUGGACAUGGAGCCGUGCAGCUACUGCUUUGGUGAACAUCCCUGUAUCCAACAUGCCAAUGGCACGCUCCCACAUAACUUGCGACAUCUGAAGCCUUAUGACUUGUGACAAAAUUUGACAUUUUGGAGCGACCUUUUAUUGUCCAGUCCAAGGGUUGUCCAGUUGUUGCUCAUUUUGUCUGAUCACCCAGUGGACAUGCACUGAGUAAAAAACAACUCACUGACAGCAAGUUGGACUAAAGGUUAUUCACAAGUCAAAAGAAAUAUUACUUUUGUACAAUAAAAUGUCAGCAAAUGCUCAUUUACAGUUGUUAACUCCACAUGGCAACAAUAGUUGACAUGGGGCGUUUAUAUUUUUGUUCAGUGUAUUUUUGUUUUUUGACACCAUCCAGGAGAAAACCUUGUGACAUGUCCUGAAUGUAUUGAUCCAUGUCGGUUCUUGACAUUUCACAUGUGAAUUCUGCUUUCAUUCUCUCCCUGAAAUGCUGAAAAGUCUGCUGCUUCAAAAACUCUUAGGAGAUUAUGGAAUUUUAGGACAAAAACUUAAAAACUUGAUGUAUACUUCUGUGAGAUUUGUGUUUCAGUGUAUGUGUAAAUAUGAGCGAGGAAUUAGAGGUAGGUGUGUUUUUCUUGUACUAAUACACUUCUCUACUAUUCCUCACAGUCCAGCCCCUUUUCAUUUUUUUCCCACAAUUUCAGAGUUAUUCAUAUAUGUCUUCCACUUUUUAUCUUUUCCACUUUCUGGCUUUAAAAUAGCACUUUAUUGUUAUCAAUUAUUUUGUCCUACUUCUGUAGCAGAAACACAUCUUCAUUUUAAGGUGAUGAAAUGAUCAAGUCAAUAUUUGGAAAUACGGAAAAAAGGAGAGACUUACUAUGCAAAAGGAAGAAGGUCAAAAGGAAAAGAAGAAACCCUGAGAGAAUAAAAGGACAUGAUAGAUAUGAUGCAUGCAUCAUCUUUAGCUGAAGAGAUGGAUACAAAAAACAUUAAAAUAUUAUCAUACAAUCAA
Messenger RNA from Xiphophorus couchianus (Monterrey platyfish), 5557 nucleotides. Its product is annotated as protein kinase C beta type-like. Lineage: Eukaryota; Metazoa; Chordata; Actinopteri; Cyprinodontiformes; Poeciliidae. Gene Ontology annotation, molecular function: diacylglycerol-dependent serine/threonine kinase activity; ATP binding; zinc ion binding. The transcript is spliced from 17 exons. The record is from RefSeq and is a predicted model, not a curated record. The coding region runs from base 340 to 2340 and encodes 666 amino acids. Gene Ontology annotation, biological process: protein phosphorylation.